Lasiodiplodia theobromae is the source of this 1404-nucleotide messenger RNA. Its product is annotated as Glucanbeta-glucosidase. The record is from RefSeq and is a predicted model, not a curated record. The coding region runs from base 1 to 1404 and encodes 467 amino acids. Gene Ontology annotation, biological process: lipid metabolic process. NCBI's taxonomy places the organism in Eukaryota, Fungi, Ascomycota, Dothideomycetes, Botryosphaeriales, Botryosphaeriaceae. Gene Ontology annotation, molecular function: phosphoric diester hydrolase activity. The transcript is spliced from 2 exons.
AUGGGCCAGUUUGGACGCAUUACAUUGGUCAAUGGAACAUACUACGCGUGGAGGCUGGAUCCACAUAUCGACGCCACUCACCAGGUCUCAACGAACAUCAUCCCCCACACGAUCGCGCCAGGUCAAACCGCCGAAAUCCUCCUCGACUUCCAGCAAGGCCUCUUCACCACCCGCAGCGACACCCAAGUCCGCCGCGUCUACAAACUCGAAGGCACAAGAACCAACUGCUCCUUCCAACUCCUCGUCACCGACGACCCCUCCUCCAUCCGCGUCACCUUCGACGGCUUCUCCACGCCCGGCCACCCGAGCGGCUCCGAGUUCGACCUCGGCUGGGUGCACGACGGGAGCGUGCACUUCAUCCUGUCGGGCAGCGAGGGCUGCUUCUCGUCCAACCAUGGCCCCGUCGCGUGGAUGCAGGAGAACCUGCGCAAGCUGGGUCACCGGCCGCUGUACCAGCUCUGCCUGCCCGGCACGCGCAACUCGGGCAUGUCGACGCUGGCGCAGCACGCGAAUGACGUGCUGGCGCCGUGGCUGCUGUGCCAGUCGCGCGAUGUCUAUGGGCAGUUGCUGGAUGGCGCGCGGUAUCUGGAUAUUCGGCCGGUCAUCGGCGCCGGAGAGCUGUGGACGGGGUACUAUGGCCGGACGCUGAAUUACUUCUGGAUGGGAGACCGUGGGCAGCGGCUGCGCGAUGUUGUGGAUGGUAUUAACCGCUUCACAGCCCGGCAUAAAGAGCUCGUCAUCGUCAACCUGUCGCACGCAAUCAAUACGGAUGUCGGCGCGACGAACUAUUGCGAUUUGUCGCAGAACGAGUGGGAUCGGGUGUUCGACGAGUUCGCGCGCCUCAACGACCGGUUCAUCGUCUGCUCCGACCAGGACGCUAUGAACCUCACGCGCCAGCCGCUGCGGAACUUCAUUGGAGACGACCGGGCUGCAGUUAUUAUCGUGGUUGAGGCGCCGAAUGUGAACUUGGGCAAGUAUGAGCACCAGGGCUUCUUUACUCACGAGGAGGUGAACGUGCACAACGACAACCCGAGCCGCGACGACUGCCACGAGAUGACACGCGAUCAGCUCCGCAAGCUAGACAUGAUGGACUCGGCGGCUGACCCGCGGCUGUUCAUGCUGUCGUGGACGCUGACGCCGCAGGUGCAGAACUUUUCGUUCUCGGGCGGCUGGGAUGCGCAGUGGCAUGGUCCGGAGUCCAAGAGGUGCGUCAGGAACAUGGCGUAUUCGGCGAACAAGGAGCUCUUCCUGAAGUGCCUGCCGCACUGUUAUGGGAGGAAUGUGCCGAACAUUUUGUUCGUGGAUUUCCUGGAGGGAAGGGAUUUCGCGGCUCUGGCUAUGGCGGUGAAUGAUCGUUGCUUCCCUGUCAUGCACCCACGGGAGCCACGGGAGUCACGGCUUUGA